CGUUCCCCCCCCCCCCCCCCCCUCUCUCUUUCUUUCAAUUCUCUUGCUUUUACUCUCUCUCUCUCUCUCUCAAUCUCAAGUGAGGUUUAGUCAUGGCGGAUGAAACCAAGAAGACAACUCCCGAGGCCCCAGAAGAUGUUGUGGUCUCUGACGUUCCGGUGGCGGAGAACCCCACGCCCGCUCUCGUAGAGAAGGAGGCCCCCCCUCAGCCCGAACCCGACACGGAGAAGGCCGAGAAACCUGCGGCGGAAGAGGUUGCCCAAGGAGAGAAGGAAAAGGCGAAAGACGAGGCGGCACCCGAAGAGAACAAAGAUAUCGGAUCUGCUUCGUUCAAGGAGGAGAGCAACAAAGUCGAUGAUCUAGUCGACCCGGAGAAGAAAGCUUUGGAUGAACUCAAACUGUUGAUCAAGGAGGCGCUCCAGAAGCACGAAUUCACCGCUCCUCCCGAACCAAAGCCCGAGGAGGACAAGAAAGGUGGAGAAGAAGAAGCUGCAGCACCCAAAACCGAGGAAAAGAAGGAGGAGGAAGAAGCAGCGGCCAAACCGGAGGAAAAGAAGGAGGAACCAGCAGAAGAGCCAAAGACUGAGGAGGCUUCUGAAGCACCCGCCACCGCAAAGCCCCUGAAAGAGGAGGAGGAGGAGGUGAAAAAGGUUGAAGAAGAAAAGGCCGCCGUCCCUCCUCCCCCUGCUGCAGCAGAGGUCGAAAAGGUUGAAGAAAAAUCCGAGGCUGCUGAGGAGAUCAAAGAAACUAUCGUUCACGAAGUCAUCACCCCUCCACCACCACCACCUGCUUCCGAGGAGGAACCCGCCACCGUCCCAGCCGAAGAGGAGGAGAAGCCAAAGGAGGAGGACCAAGCUCCACCAGCGGAGCCAGAGGAGGUUUCCAUCUGGGGCAUCCCACUACUUGCCGACGAAAGAAGUGAUGUAAUUCUUCUUAAGUUCCUGAGGGCCAGAGAUUUCAAGGUUGCUGCUGCUUUUGCCAUGCUCAAGAGUGUGGUAGCCUGGAGGAAAUCCUUCAAGAUUGACGAGUUGCUGGAAGAAGAAGGUCUCGGUGAGGGCCUCGAGAAGGUGGUUUAUACACAUGGUGUGGAUAAGGAAGGGCACCCUGUCUGCUACAAUGCUUUCGGGGAGUUUCAUGAUAAGGAGUUGUACAGCAACACCUUCGCUGAUGCUGAAAAGAGAGCCAAAUUUCUGAGGUUUUAUAUUCAGUUUCUGGAGAAGAAUAUUAGGAAGCUCGACUUUAGUCCCGAAGGCAUAUGCACGAUUGUUCAGAUUACUGAUCUCAAGAAUUCACCUGGGCUCAUCUUGUUCAAGAAAGAACUCCGCCAAGCAACCAACCAGGCCCUCCAACUGCUUCAGGAUAAUUAUCCUGAAUUUGUUGCCAAACAGGUGUUCAUCAAUGUCCCCUGGUGGUAUGUGGCUUACAACAGGAUGAUCAGUCCAUUCUUGACUCAGAGAACCAAGAGCAAGUUUGUGUUUGCUGGCCCAACCAGGACUGCAGAAACCCUCUUCAAAUACAUAGCGCCUGAGCAAGUGCCUGUUCAGUAUGGUGGGCUUAGCAAAGAAUCAGAAUUCACCUCUGCUGAUGCUGUUACAGAGGAAAUCAUCAAGCCAGCCAGCAAACACACUAUUGAAUGGCCAAUCACUGAGGUUUGCACACUGGCUUGGGAGGUGAGAGUUGUUGGGUGGGACGUUUCCUAUGGGGCUGAGUUUGAACCGAGUGCGGAGGGUGGGUACACCUGGAUCAUCCAUAAGUCUAGGAAGGUCGGGGCAACUGAUGAACAAGUAAUCAGCCACAACUUCAAAAUUGGUGAAACUGGAAAGGUUGUUCUCACGUUCGACAACCAAACUUCCAGGAAGAAAAAGCUUCUCUACAGGUCCAAGACCAAGUCCUAUGAAUGAGCACAAGGCAAUCCCUUCCCUCCCCUUCUGCUCGCUCAUUCACAUAUUCUUUCUUUUCUUUUUCUUAAAUAUUUUUCUGAUUGAUCAUCAAAUUUAGCCUUGGGUUAAAAGGUCUGGACAAGUUAUUUUUACAUUCGUUUGUUGUUGUUAUUGUGGAACUUAAGUUUUGUUUUUGAAUGGUUUGAGUGUCUCUCUCCCUGGUGUGGUGUAUAACCAUUUGGAAUGGAAUGGAAAGGAAAGCAGGAGUGGGGGAGAGAUGACGUCAUCAUGUCAAUACAGAUUCAUAUCAUAUCCAGGGGUUUGGUUGGUGUGUGAAAUGUUGGAACAAGGAUAUGUCUUUUCUUUUAUAGCGUGUGAUAUAUAUAUAUCUGGACAGAAACUUUUGUUAUUA
This is a messenger RNA of Andrographis paniculata, 2292 nucleotides long. RefSeq names its product patellin-3-like. NCBI's taxonomy places the organism in Eukaryota, Viridiplantae, Streptophyta, Magnoliopsida, Lamiales, Acanthaceae. The record is from RefSeq and is a predicted model, not a curated record. Gene Ontology annotation, molecular function: lipid binding. The coding region runs from base 93 to 1901 and encodes 602 amino acids. The transcript has 4 exons.